Messenger RNA from Mycosarcoma maydis (corn smut), 603 nucleotides. RefSeq lists its product as uncharacterized. Bases 1 to 603 code for a protein of 200 amino acids. The record is from RefSeq and is a predicted model, not a curated record. NCBI's taxonomy places the organism in Eukaryota, Fungi, Basidiomycota, Ustilaginomycetes, Ustilaginales. The transcript has a single exon.
AUGUGGUGGAGAUGGUGUGGUGCGCCCAAGAGAAGGAGACGACGCAACAAGAAGGUCAAGAUCACACACGCACACAUACACAUUCGUGAUUCACGACUGUCGAAAUCGUCGCUUGGUCUUCCAACCUCCACGAGACAAAUCACGAAUGAAAUCAAACACAGCACAGCACAGCACAAAACACGGCGCAGCCGAAAAUCGGCAGCAAUUCAGUUCUGCGAGGACAAAGUUUUCGUGCCUGACCGAUGGAUCGAAAAAAUCGAAAUCAAGUUUGCGAUUUCCAUGGAACACACACAAUCAUCGCACCACACGGCGAUAAGAAACACAAAUGCUAUUCCCCAACCACUUGGUGUGAUCCAGACCAGGAAGGAGCAAGGCGAUCCUUCUGGUCAGCUCCGCAGCCGCUCGCAUGACAACAUUGUGCACUUACAGACACAGGACCCACUGACGCUGCAGGGCGAGUCCAAAUCGGCGUCUUUGGUUCAGAGAAGUACAUCAUCCUCAGCUUCCUUCACCAUUCAGAGCGGACUCAGCACAAGUUGGUUUCAAGUCAAGGAUCGUCGCACACCUGAGUCGACGUCAUGCACCUCAACACCGUCCGCUUAG